AUGAUAUGUCCUUGGGAGCUUGCUUCCCCAGCUUGCCACGCCUGGUGUUUGGAUUUCGACCGCUUGUGUUUGUGCUUCGCGCCAGGUGCUCAGACCCGAGCCUGGCACCAUGGAGAGGAGGAUCCAGCGGUGGUUGACUACAUCCAGAGUCAUUUCGAGGUGGUUGAAGAACAGGCCUUCGGCUGCUGGCGCUUGGGUGGUCGUUAUUGGGAGACGGAGCUGGAGGGCGAGGCCUAUGCCAGGUCCUUGAGAAUGGGCACCGAGUCGCAGGAGGAGACGUGCGAAGGUUGCUUGGAGGCGCAUCUGGAGGCCAUCCGCAGUCACUUGCGGCUGCUGCCGAAGCAUCUCGUUGGCGGCCUUUGUGCACCUCCUGGCUGUGAGCUGAAGGAGGUGCGACGCCGAGCCUUUCCCGCCUUCCUGGCGCACGCGCUGCGCUUCGACUUCCAGGUGCCGGUGCCGAAGCCGGAGGAGCUGCAGAUCAACGAGCUCUCGCAUUGGUCGCAGCUGAAGUUGGACUUCGUCAUCGCUGGCUUGGACUGCCAUUUGCUGAUGAAAGGUCUUGAUGACAUGGACAUCCUGGCCGAUCUGUAA
Durusdinium trenchii is the source of this 591-nucleotide messenger RNA. Lineage: Eukaryota; Dinophyceae; Suessiales; Symbiodiniaceae. The record is from the annotation of a GenBank genome assembly.